UUUCAUUGCUGCAGUCUUGCGUGGAUUAGACCCAACACAACACCCUCUCCUGCCUAUGUCUUUCACUGUUUCUUUUUAGAUUAUCAACUCUGCAACAAUGCUGAAGGUUUUUGUGGAAUCAGCUGUUAAUAUUCCUAAAACCAAGCUUGGAAAACCAGAUCCUGUAGCUACUGUCAUAUUUAAAGAUGAGAAAAAGAAAACAAAAACCAUAGACAGUGAGCUCAAUCCAGUAUGGAACCAGUUGCUUGAAUUUGACUUGAGAGGGAUACCCUUGGACUUUUCUUCAUCGCUAGAAGUCAUUGUUAAGGACUUUGAAACCAUUGGAAAAGACAAGUUCAUUGGACAGACAACUAUCUCGCUCAAGGAACUUGUUGGCUCCCAAAGUCGAUCACUUCCAUUUAAAGGUUUGGCCCUGGUGAAUGAGAAAGGGCAGCCUGUUGGUGCCACCAUUGACCUGAUGAUAUCCUAUGAGCCACCAUCCUCUGCUGUCAGUAAUCCCAAUGAUCCUGGAGGAACACAUGUUCAAGGGGACGGAGAUGAAGAAGAUGAAGAAGGAGGAGAUGUUGUGGACUCUGCAGUCAGUCCAUACAUCCCGGGGGCUCCUGGCCAGUCGGACAACCAAAUCGCCCGACGUCUUGCGAAAGGGAAGAAAGCCAGAAGGAUUCUUUCAAAUAAAGUUCAGGACUUCCAGAUUCGUGUUAGGGUUAUUGAAGGACGUCAGCUGUCUGGGAACAAUAUUAAGCCUGUCGUAAAAGUAAAUGUUGCGGGCCAAACGCAUCGGACAAGGAUUAAGAGAGGAAACAAUCCAUACUUUGAUGAGAUCUUCUUUUACAACGUUAACAUGACACCUUUAGAACUGUUUGAUGAAUCCAUAAGUAUUCGGCUAUAUAAUUCUGGCUCAGUACGAGCAGACAGCUUAAUUGGAGAAUUUAAGAUUGAUGUUGGGUUUGUCUAUGAUGAGCCAGGUCACGCUGUCAUGCGCAAAUGGGUCCUACUUCAUGAUCCUGAAGAUACAAGUUCAGGAGCAAAAGGUUAUCUUAAACUCAGCAUGUUUGUUAUAGGAACAGGAGAUGAACCCCCUGCUGAAAAAAGAGAGAAAGAUAUUGAAGCAGAUGACGUUGAAAGCAACUUAUUGCUGCCUGCCGGAAUGGCGCUUCGAUGGGUGACCUUCCUGCUUAAAAUCUACAGAGCUGAAGAUAUUCCUCAGAUGGAUGACGCUUUUGCGCAGUCAGUCAAAGAGUUGUUUGGGGGAGAUUCAGACAGGAAAAAUUUGGUUGAUCCAUUUGUGGAAGUGUCAUUUGCUGGAAAGAAGGUUUGUACCAACAAAAUUGAAAAAAAUGCAAAUCCUGAGUGGAACCAAGCAGUCAAUCUCCAAAUAAAGUUUCCAUCCAUGUGUGAGAACAUAAAGCUAACUGUUUAUGACUGGGAUAGAUUAACCAAGAAUGAUGCUGUAGGAACAACCUGCUUGAGUCUUUCCAAGAUCGCUGCAUCUGGUGGAGAAUUGGAAGAAUAUGACUCUUCGGGAUUUGGGUCUUCUUCAUCAAUUGCAGGCACUUCUGAGAAGGAAGUAGGAUUUUUGCCAACUUUUGGACCUUGUUACUUAAAUCUUUAUGGGAGUCCAAGAGAAUUCACAGGGUUUACUGAUCCUUAUGAAGACUUGAACUUUGGAAAGGGUGAAGGUGUUGCCUACAGAGGAAGGCUCUUAGUUGAACUUACAACUAAAUUAGAUGGGACUCCUACUAAGAAAAUUGAGGAUAUUCCAAGUGAUGAUAUUCUUGUUGUUGAGAAGUAUCAACGACGACGGAAAUUCAAUUUGUGUGCAGUGUUCCAUUCAGCUUCUAUGUUGCAAGACAUUGGAGAAGCCAUACAGUUUGAAGUUAGUAUUGGAAAUUAUGGGAAUAAAUUUGAUUCCACCUGUAAACCUCUUGCUUCAACAACCCAAUACAGUCGUGCCAUAUUUGAUGGAAACUUCUAUUACUACCUUCCAUGGUCAACCAAAAAACCUGUGGUAACUCUAACAUCAUAUUGGGAGGACAUUAGCUAUCGACUUGACAUGGUCAAUAUUCUUCUUUCUAUGGCAGGACGACUGCAAUCUAACAUAUCCUCUCUAAAAUCGGCAAUUCAAGCAAAGAUUUCUGAUACACUUUUGGCUGAGAUAUGGCUGAAAUUAAUUGACCAACUCAUUGAAGAUAUUAUGAAACCGCUGCCUUCUUUGGAGGGAAAAUCCAAUGUCACCAUGUUGGAUAUGCAGCUGGAAAAGCUUCGGCACAGCUCUCUCAAACACAUUGGAGAGGCAGCUGUAAAAAUGAGAGCAGAAGCCAUAGACGUUAAAGCAACUUUGCAGGAGAUCGAGGACUGGUUAGAGAAACUACAGCAGCUUUCUGAAGAGCCACAAAACAGCAUGCCAGAUGUCAUCAUCUGGAUGAUCCGAGCUGAGAAGAGAUUGGCCUAUGCUAGAGUCCCAGCGAACCAAGUCCUUUAUUCCACCACUUGUGAAGAGGCAUGCGGAAAAUACUGCGGGAAGACUCAAACUAUCUAUUUACAGUAUCCGAUGGAUAAAAACCAUGGUAUAAAGAUUCCAGCACAGUUGAGAGUGAACAUAUGGCUUGGAUUGUCUGCUCUUGAGAAAAAAUUCAACAGCUACGCAGAAGGCACUUUCAGUGUUUACGCAGAAAUGUAUGAAAAUCAAGCUUUGAUGUUUGGAAAAUGGGGAACUACAGGUCUAUUGAAGCGUCAUAAAUUCUCAGAUGUCACAGGGACAAUCAAGUUAAAAAAAGAAAGUUUUCUACCUCCAAAGGGCUGGGAGUGGGAGUAUGACUGGAUUGUGGACCCUGAGAGAAGCUUGCUGACAGAAGCAGAUGCCGGCCACAGCGAAUUUACAGAUGAAGUAUAUCAAAAUGAAAGCAGAUAUCCUGGUGGUGAAUGGAAACAGGCAGAAGAAACAUAUACCGAUGCUUAUGGAGAAAAGGCUGCUUCACCUGGAGAGAUCGAUUGCCCAAAUGGAUGGAUGUGGGAAGAUGAUGCUUGGAUCUAUGAUAUAAACAGAGCCGUAGAUGAAAAGGGUUGGGAAUAUGGGAUCACUAUUCCUCCUGAUAGUAAACCCAAAUCUUGGGUAGCAGCUGAGAAAAUGUAUCACACUCACAGACGCAGACGAUUAGUGCGAAAGAGAAAGAAAGAUCCAAAAUUCACCUCUUCCUCUACAAAGUCAGCAUUAACCAUUGAGGAAAAAGAAGGAUGGGAAUAUGCUGCUCUUAUUGGCUGGAAGUUUCACUUGAAAGAACGUAGCUCUGAUACUUUUAGGCGAAGGAGAUGGAGAAGGAAAAUGGCCCCAGCCGAAAGUAUUGGUUCAGCUGCUAUUUUCAAGCUGGAAGGAGCCCUUGGAUCUGAUUUAACCGGCGAAGAUGAGGAGAAGAAAAGUUCAGAGAAAAAAGAGUCUGCAACAAAUGUCUUUGGAGCCAACACACCUAUUAUCUCCUGUACAUUUGACAGAGUCUACACAUAUCACCUUCGCUGUUACCUUUACCAAGCAAGAAGCCUUACUGCUUUGGAUAAAGACAGUUUUUCGGACCCUUAUGCCCACGUUUCAUUCCUUCAUCGAAGUAAAACUACAGAAAUCAUCCACUCAACUCUCAAUCCAACAUGGGACCAAACUCUUAUAUUCAAUGAAAUUGAAAUUUGUGGAGAUCCACAAACAAUUAGGCAAAACCCUCCCAAUGUAGCUGUUGAAAUAUUUGAUAAUGACCAAGUGGGAAAAGAUGAAUUUCUCGGCAGGAGUGUUUGUUCACCAAUGGUAAAGCUUAACCCAGAAAUUGAUAUGAGCCCCAAACUUCUCUGGUAUCCUGUGAUGAAUGCAAAUAAGCACUGUGGAGAUAUCUUGUUUGCUGCUGAGUUAAUUCUUCGUGAUAAGGAAGGAUCUAAUCUACCAAUUCUUCCAUCCCAGAAAGCACCACAACUGUACAUGGUGCCUCAAGGAAUUCGUCCCAUUGUACAGCUGACUGCCAUUGAGAUUCUUACUUGGGGCCUACGUAACAUGAAAAAUUAUCAGAUGGCAUCGGUUACAUCCCCAAGUCUAGUUGUAGAGUGUGGUGGAGAAAUUGUCCAGUCUGCAGUAAUCAAGAACCUUAAAAAGACUCCAAACUUCCAAAGUUCUGUCCUUUUUAUGAAAGUGCCUUUACCAAAAGAAGAAAUGUACGUGCCGCCCAUAGUCAUUAAAAUUAUAGAUCACCGACCAUUUGGAAGGAAACCAAUUGUAGGACAGUGCACUAUCGAUGUAUUGGAGGCGUUUCGCUGCGAUCCAUACACCACUACACAGGAAGAGGCCCCAGAAUUAAGAGUUGCCCUCCUGUCUUCCACGUUUCCACAAGAUGUUGUUAUCGAUGUGGACGAUACUAAACCAUUACUGUCCAGCCAGCUCACAGAAAAGGAAGAAGAAAUUGUUGAUUGGUGGAGCAAAUACUACUCUUCCAUAGGAGAACAUGAAAAAUGUGGUCAAUAUUUGCAAAAAGGAUAUGACACACUAAAGGUCUAUGAUUGGGAGUUGGAGAAUGUUCCAGAAUUCCAAGGACUUACAGAUUUCUGCGAAACAUUUAAACUGUACAGGGGAAAAUCAGAAGAGAGCGAUGACCCCUCAGUUGUAGGGGAAUUUAAGGGAUCUUUCCGAGUUUACCCACUCUCAGAUGACCCAAGUAUACCAGCUCCCCCUCGACAGUUCCGUGAAUUGCCAGAUAGCGGACCUCAGGAGUGUAUUGUGCGCAUCUAUAUAGUUAAAGGCAUAGAUCUACAACCCAAGGAUAACAAUGGGCUGUGUGACCCUUAUAUUAAAAUCACGUUGAGCAAAAAGGUAAUUGAAGAUCGGGAUAAUUACAUACCAAACACCCUUAAUCCAGUUUUUGGCAGAAUGUAUGAGCUAAGCUGCUUUCUACCUCAAGAAAAAGACCUGAAAAUUUCAGUUUAUGACUAUGAUGCACUGACACGUGAUGAAAAAGUAGGAGAAACCACUAUAGACUUGGAAAAUCGAUUCCUGUCACGUUUUCGUAGCUAUUGUGGACUGCCUCAAUCAUACUGCAUUUCAGGAAUAAAUGAGUGGCGAGACCAACUGAAGCCCACUCAGAUAUUGCAGAAUAUUGCACGGUUAAAGGGUGUCUCACCUCCUGUGUACUCAGAAAAUGGGACAAAGCUCAGUUUUAAUAGACAUGAGCAUACACUGGAAGAAUAUGAGGCCAAUAAAAAACUUCAUCAGCACCUUGGACCCCCCAAUGAACGUCUUGCUCUUCAUGUCCUGAAGACCCAGGGUCUAGUUCCAGAGCAUGUUGAAACCAGGACUUUAUACAGUACUUUUCAACCAAAUAUUUCUCAAGGACGACUUCAAAUGUGGGUUGAUAUUUUUCCAAAAAGCAUGGGACCUCCUGGCCCUCCGUGCAAUAUCACAUCUCGUAAAGCUAAGAAAUAUGUCCUUCGUGUCAUUGUCUGGAAUACCAAAGAUGUGCUUCUUGAUGAGAAGAGCAUAACUGGUGAAGAAAUGAGCGAUAUUUAUGUGAAAGGUUGGAUUCCUGGCAACGAAGAAAAUAAGCAAAAAACAGAUGUGCACUAUAGGUCACUGGACGGUGAAGGAAACUUUAACUGGCGAUUUGUUUUUCCUUUUGAAUACCUUCCAGCGGAACAGCUUUGUAUAAUUUCGAAAAAGGAACAUUUUUGGAGUCUUGAUAAAACAGAAUUUAAACUACCACCAAGACUAAUUCUUCAAAUAUGGGACAAUGACAAAUUCUCCUUGGAUGACUACUUAGGUUUUGUUGAACUUGAUUUACAUCGCACAAUAAUCCCAGCAAAAACCCCUGAAAAAUGCAAUUUAGACGUGAUUGACCAGGUCAAAGCAUCAAAGGCGGCCUCUCUUUUUGAGCAGAAGUCCAUGAAGGGGUGGUGGCCAUGCUAUGCAGAUAAAGAUGGAAAACGCAUUUUAGCUGGAAAAAUUGAGAUGACUCUGGAAGUCCUAAAUGAAAAAGAGGCAGAAGAAAGACCAGCUGGCAAGGGACGGGAUGAACCCAACAUGAACCCCAAGUUAGACCCACCAAACCGACCAGACACCUCCUUCCUCUGGUUCACAAACCCAUGCAAGACAAUGAAAUUUAUUGUUUGGCGUCGAUUUAAAUGGAUAUUUAUCGGUAUCAUCCUCUUGCUUCUUGUACUACUUUUCCUCGGAGUCUUCUUGUAUUCAUUGCCGAGUUAUAUUUCAAUGAAGAUUGUGAAGCCGAUUUAAGUGCAAAUACCCACAAAACUCUGGUUUUGUCAACGUAUCUAACCUUGUUCUCUUGCCCGCUGAAGAAAUUUGAGGGGGUGCUGACUUAAUACCCCCAAGGUUAUCGAAGGUUCAUUGGGUCAUGAGAAGAUUAAAGAGUCACAGCUUUUUUUUUUUUUUCAUCACAUUUCAAUCACUGACAUUUUGCACAUACAGGUGCAGGAUGACAGUUGUUUUUUAAACCAAUUUGCCCUAAACUAAUACGUAAUGCCAAAUAAAGUGGUAACUGUUUCUUAAAAUAUUCACUUUUAUGUGUCCUUUAAGUGCAAUAAAAUAAAAUUAAAUGUAAAUAUAUAAUGGGACCAGAUGCAAAACACUAUUUUUCAUGUAAGUUUUUAUAAAGAUAAUGUAUAAUUUGUAGCCAUUAAAGUCUGCUAAAUAAAUAUAAUAUGCUCUAA
Molecule: messenger RNA, 6690 nt
Organism: Bombina bombina (fire-bellied toad)
Lineage: Eukaryota; Metazoa; Chordata; Amphibia; Anura; Bombinatoridae
Gene: MYOF
Product: myoferlin
Exons: 54
Coding region: 98-6253 (2051 amino acids)
Biological process (GO): plasma membrane organization
Cellular component (GO): membrane
Source: RefSeq, a predicted model, not a curated record